GGCGGGGCCGGAAUGUGAGCGGAGGUGGAGCCGGCGGCUGAGGGUGGAAGAAUGAAAGAAAAGAAAGAUGAAAGAAUGUUGAACCACUUUGUAUGGCUGUAUGAUGGAAGGAAACGGAACUGAGAACCCCUGCAGUAGAACACUUGGAUGGCUUCAACAAGAUAAUAAUGCUAAGCCAUGGCUUUGGAAAUUCUCUAAUUGCUUUUCCCGUCCUGAGCAGACAUUGCCACUUAGUCCCCAAACGAAAGAGUACAUGGAGAACAAGAAAGUUGCUGUGGAAUUAAAGGAUGUACCAUCUCCCCUUCAUGCUGGCUCUAAACUUUUCCCAGCAGUCCCACUUCCUGAUAUUCAUUCUCUUCAGCAACCUAAAAUACAGCUUUCAACUGUCCCCAAAGUAAGCUGCUGUGCUCAUUGCCCUAAUGAUCCCUCCACUUCGCCAAUGCGUUUUGGUGGUGGUGGUGGUGGUGGUGGUGGUGGAGGCAGCAGCAGCGGCAGUGGAGGGACUGGUAGCUUGAUUCAUGCAGGCGCACUCUUAGACUCACAAAGCACCAGGACAAUCACGUGUCAGGUCGGGUCAGGGUUUGCUUUCCAGUCUGCCUCUUCACUCCAGAAUGCCUCAGCUAGGAACAACUUGGCAGGCAUUGCAAGUGACUUUCCCAGCAUGUGUGUAGAGAGUAAUCUAUCUUCCUGCAAACACCUGCCCUGUUGUGGAAAAAUCCAUUUCCAGUCAUGUCACAGUAAUGUGCACAAGCUGCAUCAGUUUCCGACUCUCCAGGGCUGCACCUCUGCUGGCUAUCUCCCCUGUUCUGAUUUCCCAAGCGGGGCUCCAGGGCAUUUGGAAGAGCACCUUUCACAGUCGGAGCUGACGCCUCACUUGUGCACCAAUUCCUUGCACCUAAAUGUGGUACCUCCGGUUUGUUUAAAGGGCUCACUUUACUGCGAAGACUGUCUAAACAAGCCGGCAAGAAAUAAUAUAAUUGAUGCUGCUAAAGUCUGGCCAAAUAUACCACCUCCAAAUACUCAGCCUGCACCUCUUGCUAUCCCUCUGUGUAAUGGCUGUGGAACCAAAGGAACGAGGAAGGAGACUACGUUGUUACUGGCACCCAGUCUAGGCAAAGCUGCUUCGAAAUUUGGGUCACCAGAAGUUGCAAUAGCUGGACAGGUGCUAGAAAACUUACCCCCCAUUGGAGUUUUUUGGGAUAUUGAAAAUUGCUCAGUUCCCUCUGGGCGGUCAGCUACUACUGUUGUACAGAGAAUUCGUGAAAAGUUUUUUAAAGGCCACAGAGAAGCAGAAUUCAUCUGUGUGUGUGACAUCAGUAAAGAAAAUAAAGAAGUUAUUCAAGAACUGAAUAAUUGCCAGGUAACGGUUGCUCACAUCAAUGCUACUGCAAAGAAUGCGGCUGAUGAUAAGCUCCGACAGAGCCUCCGAAGGUUUGCAAACACUCACACUGCCCCCGCCACUGUGGUUCUCGUGUCAACUGAUGUUAACUUUGCAUUGGAACUCAGUGAUCUGAGACACAGGCAUGGCUUCCACAUAAUUUUGGUCCAUAAAAACCAGGCCUCAGAAGCCCUACUGCAUCAUGCUAAUGAGCUGAUCAGAUUUGAAGAGUUCAUUUCUGAUUUGCCCCCCAGGUUACCACUAAAGAUGCCACAGUGCCACACUCUGCUCUAUGUUUAUAACCUACCAGCAAAUAAAGAUGGCAAGAGCAUCAGCAACAGGCUCAAACGCCUGUCUGAUAAUUGUGGUGGGAAAGUGCUGAGUAUCACGGGCUGCAGUGCAAUUCUCCGCUUCAUAAACCAAGACAGUGCAGAGCGGGCUCAGAAGCGAAUGGAAAAUGAAGAUGUGUUUGGUAAUAGGAUCAUUGUGUCAUUUACUCCAAAAACUAGAGAACUCUGUGAAGCAAAGAGUUCAAAUGCAAUUGCUGAUAAAGUGAAGUCCCCCAAAAAACUUAAGAAUCAAAAAUUGUGCCUCAUCAAAGAUGCAAGUGAACAAUCUUCCAGUGCCAAAGCCAUGCCUGGGAAAGGGUCACAGGCAAAUUCUGGAUCUGCUACAAAAAAUACAAACGUUAAAAGUUUGCAGGAGCUGUGCCGCAUGGAGUCGAAGACUGGCAACAGAAACACUGAGCCCCAGCAGGGCCACCUAAGGCUGGCAGCACCGCUUCAUAGCAGCCCAAGUUCUGCAGGUCCCACACUGAAAAACUCGGGAAUGACAGAGCCACUUUACAGAGGCAAUCCAAAAAAGGAGAACCUCAGUGCUCGAAGCGUUAGCAGUUCUCCCGUAGAGAAAAAAGAUAAGGAAGAGACUGUCUUCCAAGUGAGCUACCCGUCUGCUUUCAGCAAAUUGAUUGCGUCAAGGCAAGUCAGUCCUCUGCUCACAUCUCAGUCUUGGUCUCCUAGCAGGAGUAUGUCUCCAAACCUUUUAAACAGAGCCUCCCCACUUGCGUUCAACGUUGCCACUUCCAACAGUGGAGCCGACUGCCCAGAUCCUUUUGCAAAUGGAGCUGACAUCCAGGUCAGCAACAUCGACUACAGGCUGUCCCGGAAGGAGCUGCAGCAGCUCAUCCAGGAGGCUUUUUCUAGGCAUGGCAAGGUGAAGAGUGUGGAGCUCAGCCCCCAUACAGAUUAUCAGCUCAAAGCUGUUGUUCAGAUGGAAACCUUACAAGAAGCUAUCUGUGCAGUGAACAGCCUCCAUAGGUAUAAAAUCGGAAGCAAGAAGAUCUUGGUCUCACUUGCCACAGGAGCUGCUAAUAAGUCACUGUCUUUACUAAGUGCAGAAACAAUGUCUAUUCUUCAGGAUGCUCCUGCCUGUUGUCUGCCACUUUUUAAAUUUACGGAUCUCUAUGAAAAAAAGUUUGGGCACAAGUUGAAUGUGUCAGACUUGUAUAAAUUAACAGACAUGGUUGCAAUCCGGGAACAGGGAAAUGGGCGGCUGGUGUGUCUCUUACCUAGCAGUCAGGCCCGCCAGAGCCCUCUGGGGUCUUCCCAGUCGCAUGACGGCUCCUCCACGAAUUGCAGUCCAAUUAUAUUUGAAGAGUUGGAGUAUCAUGAGCCUGUCUGCCGGCAGCAUUGCUCUAAUAAGGACUUCAGUGAACAUGAAUUUGAUCCAGACGCUUACAAGAUUCCUUUUGUGAUUCUCUCUUUGAAGACGUUUGCAUCCCAGGUUCAUAGUCUUCUCCAGACCCACGAGGGUACUGUGCCUUUGCUAAGUUUUCCAGAUUGCUAUGCUGCAGAGUUUGGUGACCUGGAAGAAGUGCAGGAAAACCAUGGGGGGGUCCCCUUAGAGCACUUCAUUACCUGCAUUCCAGGUGUGAACAUUGCCACUGCUCAGAAUGGUGUCAAAGUGGUCAAGUGGAUUCACAACAAGCCCCCGCCCCCCAACACUGACCCUUGGCUCUUGCGAUCUAAAAGUCCUGUGGGUAAUCCCCAGCUGAUCCAGUUCAGUAGAGAAGUCAUUGACUUACUGAAGAACCAACCAUCUUGUGUCAUACCGAUUAGUAAUUUCAUCCCUUCUUAUCACCACCAUUUUGCAAAGCAGUGCCGGGUUUCGGAUUAUGGGUAUUCCAAGCUGAUUGAGUUACUAGAAGCAGUGCCUCAUGUGUUGCAGAUUCUUGGAAUGGGCUCCAAACGUUUGCUGACCCUCACCCACAGGGCACAGGUGAAGCGCUUUACUCAGGAUUUACUAAAACUUCUCAAGUCUCAGGCCAGCAAACAGGUCAUUGUGAGAGAAUUCUCACAGGCUUAUCAUUGGUGUUUCUCAAAGGACUGGGAUGUCACUGAAUAUGGUGUUUGUGAGUUGAUUGAUAUCAUAUCAGAGAUUCCAGACACUAUCAUCUGCUUGUCCCAGCAAGAUAAUGAUACGGUGAUUUGUAUCCCCAAAAGAGAACGUACUCAGGAUGAAAUAGAAAGGACAAAACAGUUCUCCAAGGAUGUUGUUGACUUGCUGCGUCACCAACCCCACUUCCGGAUGCCCUUUAACAAAUUUAUUCCCUCUUACCAUCACCACUUUGGCCGGCAGUGCAAACUUGCAUACUAUGGGUUUACAAAACUACUUGAACUUUUUGAAGCCAUACCUGAUAUUUUACAAGUACUGGAGUGUGGAGAAGAAAAAAUCCUUACUUUGACAGAGGUGGAACGGUUCAAAGCUCUAGCUGCUCAGUUUGUUAAGCUUCUGCGGUCCCAGAAAGAUAACUGCCUUAUGAUGGCAGACCUGCUUACAGAAUAUGCUAGAACUUUCGGGUACACAUUUCGUCUUCAAGACUACGAUGUCAGUUCUGUUUCCGCUUUGACACAGAAGCUCUGCCAUGUUGUAAAGGUUGCUGAUAUGGAAUCUGGCAAACAGAUUCAGCUGAUCAACCGAAAGUCUCUGCGGUCUCUCACUGCCCAGUUGCUGGUGUUGUUGAUGUCUUGGGAAGGAACCACCUAUCUUUCUGUUGAUGAGCUCAAGAGACAUUAUGAAACUACCCACAGCACUCCUCUCAACCCCUGUGAAUAUGGGUUCAUGACCUUGUCAGAACUGCUGAAGAGUCUGCCUUACUUGGUGGAGGUUUUUACAAAUGAUAAGAAUGAAGAGUGUGUGAAGCUCACAAGUCUGUAUUUGUUUGCAAAGAAUGUGCGGUCUUUGCUUCAUACUUACCACUACCAGCAGAUUUUCCUUCAUGACUUCUCCAUGGCCUAUGCCAAGUAUGUUGGAGAAACAUUGCAGCCCAAGACAUACGGCUACAGUAGUGUGGAGGAGCUCUUGGGAGCCAUUCCCCAGGUGGUCUGGAUAAAAGGACAUGGUCAUAAGAGAAUUGUAGUGUUAAAAAAUGACAUGAAAAGCCGGCUGAGCUCAUUGGGUCUCUGCCCCACCAGUCAUGAAAACCAGCUGGCAGACAGCGAGCGAAUCCUGGAGGUGCCUGAAUCAUCAUGCCCAGCCCCAAAACUGCAGCUUGGAACAGGGCCUAGUCAAACAGAGCAGGAGCUUCUCCGACUGGCCAGCAGCUCCCCUGUCGACCUUCUGUGUGCGCCUGUCCCUUCAUGCCUGCCAUCCCCUCAGCUGAGACCAGAUCCCGUCAUCCUGCAACCUGCUGAUCUCAUUCAGUUUGAGGAGCGCCCUCGGGAGCCUGCUGAAAUUAUGAUUUUAAACCAAGAAGAAAACAUUGAAAUCCCAGUACCAGUAAAGAAGGAAAAACUGCCCUCUGAACCCAGCUCAUCAUGCGCCCCAGCAGCUGCCCCAGUGCCCCCCGGCCCUUCCUCGGAAGCCCCCGAGUCGCUGCUCAGCAAGAACCCUGUGGAAAGCCCAGCCAAAAAGCAACCCAAAAAUAGAGUAAAAUUGGCAGCCAACUUUUCCUUUGCACCUAUAACCAAGCUUUAACUCCCAUUUUGAACAUAGUUAGGAUGGGAAAGAAACUGUCUGAUUCUGCACACAAAAAUGGGCUCAAAAACCAUCCAUUUCUGUUUUAAUGAAGCCCCCAGAAGCCACGUAUUUCUUCUUUAGAUGUAUUCCACAUGUUCUGUUUCCUUUACAUUGAACACAGCUGCAGCUGAAGUUUUCCUUUCUUUCCUUUUUUCAAUUAUUUGAAAGAAUUCUGGCAUUUGUUAAAGAAUCCUUAAUAUAUUUUAUCAAAUUUUUCUUAACUAUGAUGAAAUCCAGUUGUUCUGGAAGAAGUAAGCAGCGAGCACUCAGCUACAGAAAGUGGUUUUACUUCCCUUGAGCCAGUGCGAUCGUAUCACCCUCCACGUAGUGUCACAGGCCUCUCACCCUUUGCUCACCAAUGCGCCCAACAGUAUUAACUAAGUGUGUGAGUGACUGACGCGUCUUUGAAGCAAAGCCUGUUCCGUGAGCAUGCAGCUCACGCGAGGGAGGAGAUGAGAAGGGGUAGAGCUAUGUCUUCAGGGUGAAGUACAGUGGUUCCUGGCUUCCAUGUGACUUGUUAGUGUGCCUUGCUUUUUAUUUAACUAUGUCUGUAGUUGACAAAUGUGGCUUCACAAAUUCUUUUAAAUGUUUCCAUUUUGGGGUUCCAUUUAGGAGCUUUCUAGAAAGUUGAGGAUGUUUUAAGCUUCCCUGCUGUGUUCAGUUCCAGUUUGAUGUGGAUUAGGUUAAGGAAAAGGAGAUGGUCUUGGUGUCAGGAAUUUAAAGUCAGCAUUUGGAUUACGACACAUGUUAUUGUGUGUCGAGAGGCAAUAUUGGAGAGUCUGAUUUUCUAAAAUAUGCAUCAAAUGCAUAAAUUAUAAAUCAGAGCUAAGUGGUGAGGUACUUUAACAGGAACAGGAUCAAUACUAUUUCCACUAGGAAGAGAUGGGAGUUCUAUCUGUACAUGUGAAGGCCAAGGUUGAUCAACUUAACCUUGUUUCUGUCAUUUUAAAGCUGGUUUUGGAAGCUGGGAAGCUUUACGUGUGAAGACGCGUGUCCUUCUGUUAGCUCAGCAUCUUUUAAUAGUGUGUUUUUACUCUUGUUACUUCUCGCUGUUGGAAGCAUGUUUGGGUUUUUUGUGGUGUCUGUUCACGUUGGGGAAAAGCCAGCCUUUGGGGGCACUGCCCUGUGGAAUGGCCUUCCUCUCUCUGGGUGCCUGAGGUGUCUGCUCAUGGAUGGCCUCUCACCCCUGCUUGAGAAACCUGACAUUUACAAUGGAUUGUAUUUGUUGGGCAAAAAAGGCACAUCCAUUCACAGAGCAGAACCUGUUGGCACCAGGUCUUCCACUAGUUAGAUGGUUUCUUUGGGGGAAAUGUUUGCAUUUUGUAAUUUCUAGAAAGCCAGAAAAUGGACUCUGAUUUUGUAGCCAGCAUUUUGAUAAAAUGCCACAAAAUAAGGGCUGUAGAGAGAUUUUUACAAGCUGAAUUUUUGUUCCCCAAAUCUUUUAAAUGAAGCCAGUGAUUCUCAGUUCUCAACACCUGGCCCCAGUCAAGAUGGAACAACACUGGAAAUCCUACCAAGUAUUAUGGCACUCUUUGAAUCCUUCUGAAGGCAUUUCCUCUACAGACAUAGUGUCACAGGAAGUAAAGUGCACAUGUGCAGCUUUUUAAACAGGGUAAUAGUGUUGGUGUUGAGCACAUCAGUUGCCUUACUCUGAGACAAGGCUGAGUUUGCACACUUGAACUUCAGGUUUGCUAGCAUGGAAAGAAUUGUGGACUUUAAAAACAUUAAGAGGCGGCAUUACAAGUCACUCGGAACCAUCUCAAAGAGCAGGCUCUGUGGGCCGCAGACAAGUGAGUUCUGCACUAUCUAGUGUAUGAGUGCGUCUGUGCCAUUUUCGGGGUUGUCAGUCUGGGACGGAGUGUGACUAACCAUCACUGGUGAAAGCGUGAGAAUGCAGCGGAAGCAUGUGUUGGUGACGUGCUCCAGUGGCCAGUCCCAUCGCUGUCUAUUUUUUUAUCCAGAGGCUUAAUUAAAUGAUGACGCAGUGAUGUGUGCAUUGGGACGAUAAGACUAUUUCUGGGUGGAAAGCUGUACUGGAUUUGACUUAUCUGUUUAAAAAGAUGAAAGUUAUCACCCCAACCCCCUUUCCCAUCUUGCACUGUUUAUUUUGGAUCGGGCUUGGGGGAAGAGAUGUUUUUCUUAACCGUCUACUUUGUUUGAACACUCUUUUUGUGGUUCAAGUGCUGUUUUGUGUGUUGGGACCAAACAGUUGUCAAUAAACUUUACAAGCAAGCAUCUAAGGUGAGUGGCAUGAUCUGUGUAUGGUGUGGAGGGAGGUCAGGGUCAUAAAUCAGCCCAGUCAUCCUCCACUUAUGUCCCCCAACUCUUCCCCCAGACACAGGUGUGAAGUGGUAAGUAGGCUGGUGUGACAUUUCAGAGCCCCUUUUGGCUUGGCACCUGCCCCAGGCAAGCAGCUGGGCUGCUGCUUACAGCCUGUCAAGCCUGUCAGUGUGUGGAAAGUCGUAGCCUUCCAGCUAGGAGUUGGGGACAGUCCCUAGG
This is a messenger RNA of Castor canadensis (American beaver), 7894 nucleotides long. RefSeq names its product meiosis regulator and mRNA stability factor 1 (gene Marf1). NCBI's taxonomy places the organism in Eukaryota, Metazoa, Chordata, Mammalia, Rodentia, Castoridae. Gene Ontology annotation, molecular function: RNA binding; RNA nuclease activity; CCR4-NOT complex binding. Gene Ontology annotation, biological process: regulation of gene expression. Gene Ontology annotation, cellular component: peroxisome; cytoplasm. The record is from RefSeq and is a predicted model, not a curated record.